UCUUCCCAGAAGGGGGUGCAGAGGAGCUGGGUUGGGCAGGACCAGAAUUAGAAGCUCAGAGGUUCGCAGAGAUGCCCUCUCCUGGGCUCAGCUCCAGGCACAUGCUCAGUAGGGGAGGGACUUUCUAAGAACAGGGUGGGGUUGCACACAGGUGGGGCUUCCACUGUGACACACCAGGAGGCAUGGCAGCGGGUUGGUUGGGAGGGAGUCUAAAGGGUCAGGGUUGGUAAGGUGAUCACCAAACAGGAGAAGACUUGGAGGCAAACGGAUCCCUGGUCCAUGCCCCUCCACCUCCUCCUGAGCAUCCCACACAUGCUGUGUGUGCCUAUCCUACAGACCAGUCACCACCUACCUAUCGUUGCCAAAAUCUGUUCCUUGUAAGUGGUGCCAGGUGAGAAUAGCAAGGACAAGGUUUGGGGAUAAAGAGAACAGAUCUAAUCUACUGGUAGAUGAGGAUGGCGGCAGACUGGGAGUCUCAAAAAUUGCUGUCCUACUUGGUGAGGGCAGUUUAGAGCUUUUCAGGAGAGCAAAGGGAGGUCGGGCUGCCGAGGACAUGCCCAGUGGCAAGUCAGGAGUAGACAGCCCGGGGCUGAAGCCAUUGUGGGCCUGAUCCCAGGGUGUCUCAGACGCCAGUGCAGUUCCUGGAGAGUCCUUGGGAGGGUUAGGGUUAGGGUGUUCUGCACAAUUAGGCAGCGACAAAAAUGUUAUCUGGCCGAGAUCUGAAAGAGGCGAACUAUUGUGUUAGAUUCCAGAGCUUCGGUAAUCAGGAUGAAGCCCACCCAGCCUGGAGCCCAUGCUUAUUGUGUGUUUAGUUAGUGGUACCUCUUCACGUUCUGUCCCCAGAGCUUCAUGCCCUGGCCAUGCUGACUUCAGUAACUUCCUGUCCUACCACCUUCCCCUGAAACACUGGACUCCAGCCAAUUACAUUUUAUCCAUGAGAAUCAGAUGUUAUGGGCUUAUUGCAGUUUUCCUGGGUUAAUUGAGUCUGUACAACCAGAUAUUGAUCCAUGUUGUUUUCUAUAUUAGUGGUUUGAUCCUCUCCAUGGGUGAGUAGAAUUCCUUUUUCUUGGCGAUAUCACAGUUGGCUUAUCCAAUACCUUGGAAAGCAACAUGGGAAUUUCCCACUGAUCCUUACCCUUAAAACAAAAACCCAGAAACUAGCACUUCUGUGAGGUUUCCCAGUAUAUCCUUGCAUUUUGCAACUCCACAAGGGAUUAACUGAAGAAAAAUCCGACUGGGAUUGUACCUGUAACCCUUCCAGCACAUACAAUUUCAGUCGCUUUUUGAACUUGUGUUCAAAAGCUCACUGACAUGAGACAUUUCUGUUUUGCUAAUUACCACCACCAUUUUCUUAUGAAAAUGUGCAAAAAUGUAGCAUUGCUGGAUGAAUAUUUUAUCAAGUGUGGUUUCUCACACAUCCAUCCACCAUCCGUCCAUCCCUCUAUCUGUCGGUCUGUCUACUUUCAGCACCUUUCAUAUUGAAUUGCAGGCUUCACUCUACUUCCUCAGUAGAGUAGUUCAGCAUGACUGUCUGGAAGUGCAAUCCAACAUUUCUCGACAGGUUUUUCUUUUCCAAAAAAGUUACAUGGAGGAAAACAUAUAAAUUUUAAAUGUACAUUCACUAACUCUUAAAACUAUACAUACAUAGCCCAACUCCUCUCAAUAUCUACAACAUGACUGUCACCCCAGUAAGUACCCCCAGUUUUUCCCAGUCAGUCCCUGCCCUCUAAUUAAUUUGGCUCGGUCUAGAAUUUUCUAAGAACAGAUGCAUGCAUGCUGAAUUCACACUUUUGUCUGCCUUAGUUUGCACGCACCAUGUGUCUGAAAUUACUCAAAAGUCCCACGAAUCAGGAAUUAAUUUUCUUCCACUCCUGACUGAGCAUAACCUGCAUUACCAUCUCUGUCUAAUUCACCAUCUGGAAGGAAAUGUUUUGUUUUUCCAAACCUGUACAUUUAUCCCAAAAUUCAGCACCUGCUCUGCAUGAUGCACAGAAAAACAGAGAAAAUGGUGGGAGGUGAAGGAAGCUUUCAGGCCAGGUGGAGAGCAGUCCAUGCCCAUCUCACUGUGUGAACUGGGACACGUUUGGUUUGGAUUUCUUUUACUUAUAGACUAAGAAGAAAAGCAUUUGAGCCAUUUGAUGUGAACAGUUUUCCCCCUCCUUUGCUUUGCCCUCUUCAUUCACUCUUCUGCCCCAUUAUCUCCUAAGCAGAAAUGGCGUGGGUGCCAUGAGGCAUUCAUGCCUCCAGGGUCGCUUUGUUCCUCAUUUCUAUAUAGGUUUGACCUAGCCCCUGGCCCUAGACUGGCCCAGCCACUCUCCCUUUGAACACAGGGGCAGCUGUGGCCCAGGUCUGGUUGACCUUUCAUGUUUUCAGCUUGUCACCCAUGCUUCUGUGGGAAUCCCGCUACAUGGUUUGUUCCUCUCCCUCGUGCAGACACCAGGAAAGGAAAAACCUGCAGAGAACAUGAAUAGUGUUACGUCCACAAAUACCUCAGGCUUGUCAGAGGAGGUCAAACCUGUAUGAUUGCGAUGAAGAAGUUUGUUCUUGAGAAUUAAGACAUUACCCAGUGUGUUUUGCACUGGUUAAAAUUUCCGUUGAUGAAUCCUUGCUCAGGGAAACGAUACUGAAGUCUGAAGACAAAGAGGUAAGGAGAACAUUCUCAGGUGAAGAUCGAGGGGGAGGAGCUAACAAAACCUUACUCCCAUAAAUGACAUGAAUUGGAGAACUGAACAUCAUCACUUUCUUUUAAAAAAAUUAAUUUGGGUAAAAAAACACACAGCGUGAAAUUAACCAUCUCAACCCCCGCUAAGUGUACAAUUCAGUAGCAUUAGUGCAUUUGCACCAUUGUGAUGUCUUAUUCUGAAUGUCUUUUAUCUGUCUCAGGACGCAAAGGAAGACCCUGGGGCAGCAGAGCUUGAGGUCCAACGUGCAUGAGCUGGAAGGUCUGCUGCUUGCUGGGAGGAAAGGAGCGUGCCCUGGGAAGAAUGUGACAAGAACCUACGAUCCAGCUGUGACACACUGGCCUUUGUGAAAACAGCAAAGGAUUGGGAAUUCGAAUCUCUGAGGAUGCAGCUGGAUGAUCGCUAUGGAAUCUAUAAAGGCAUCGAGAAGGCUGAAGAGGAUGCAAUGGUGGUGGGAAGACAGGAACAGACCAAUAUGGAGAAGCAGCUGUCUGCAAAAGAGGAAAAACUGAAUUCGACUACAGCAGAAAUAGAGGAAUGCAAGAGCAGAAUUCACCUGCUGCAGGAGGAGCUGCAGCAGGAGGAGUGCAGCUUUGCGUGCCAGGUCUCCACGCAGUACAGAAAGUCGCUGGACAGCUGGCACAGGGCCAGUGCGUUGGAGCAGGAGCUGGCGCACCAUGACAGGGAGGCUGAGUACCUGAGGUACAGACUGGAAAUGAAGAAGCUGGCCGAGGGGUACAAGAGGCAGGAGCCAGCCCUGGGAGGACCCGGCUGGGAGAACCAGGCCCGGAGAGAUGCAGGCGCUCUCGCAGGCCCCAGGAGACACAGUGGUCCAGUCCUGGACAAGCACGCUCAGAAUGCACAGGACCACUAUUGUGAAUGGAAAGGAACUCUCGGAUGUGGCCUGCAGGCUAUGGUUACGGUAAAUGAAGAAACGGCAUCAGGUACAUUAGCAGGGAGCUGGAUUGGAAGUGGAGCAGCCAAGAUUCAAACCAGUGCUCAUAUGAGAUUCCAGCAUCACAGCCUCCCUCUAGCCCACCUGACAGUGGAGGGGACCAAAGCACACAGGGAAGCGGACUCACCCCCAUCUCCCAGGUCCAAGAGGCUGAGAUCUGUGUGCUUGGAGCAGCCCCAAGUGCCCGCCCCUUCCUGGCUCCACCCAGCAUGGGAAGACAGUCCACUACCUCUGUGCCUGCCAAUGCUGCUGCUGCUGCUGCUGCUGCUGCCGCUGCCACCACUGGGACCUGGGCCGGGACACACAGCGGCCUCCAGGAGGUCACAUGUGCACCGGCGUGGGAUUCUGGACCUGGCAGGGACUGUGAGUUGUGUCGGCACCCGAAGCCCCAUGGCCUAUGUCGACUAUGGCUGCUUCUGUGGCCUGGGUGGCCACGGCCAACCCCGCGAUGCCGUCGACUGGUGUUGCCACCGCCAUGACUGCUGUUACGCUCGUGCCGAGGAGGCCGGCUGUAGUCCCAAGACAGAGCGCUACCCCUGGGAGUGUGUCGGUCAGCAGGUCCUGUGUGGACCCACAGAGGACAAAUGCCAGGAACUCGUGUGCAAGUGUGACCAGGAGAUUGCCCACUGCUUUGCCCAAAAUGAGUACAACUUAAAGUACCUCUUCUACCCCCAGUUCUUGUGUGAGCAGGACUCGCCCAAGUGUGACUAGCCGGACUGGACGUGUUCGCUUGCACAGGAAAUAAAGGUCCUUUUCACCAGGAACAGCAGCAUUCCGUUCUUUCCUGGAGGCGACUGGGGCCACGAGAUAAAGCGGCAGCCCUGCUGUUUGCUUUCUCUCCCCAUCCUGGAACCCCGCCCGAGCCUGGAUUCA
This is a messenger RNA of Lepus europaeus (European hare), 4509 nucleotides long. RefSeq names its product group 10 secretory phospholipase A2-like. The record is from RefSeq and is a predicted model, not a curated record. Gene Ontology annotation, molecular function: calcium ion binding; phospholipid binding. Lineage: Eukaryota; Metazoa; Chordata; Mammalia; Lagomorpha; Leporidae. The coding region runs from base 3067 to 4347 and encodes 426 amino acids. Gene Ontology annotation, biological process: lipid catabolic process; phospholipid metabolic process; arachidonate secretion. The transcript has 17 exons.